Molecule: messenger RNA, 1350 nt
Organism: Arctia plantaginis
Lineage: Eukaryota; Metazoa; Arthropoda; Insecta; Lepidoptera; Erebidae
Source: the annotation of a GenBank genome assembly
AUGUAUGCUGAAGACUUCAACCACAGAAGUGAAGAAACAAAAAGAAACUCAUGGGAAGCUACUGCGAGUGAGUUUUCUUCAGAACUAAGUACUCAAGUGAGCGAGACCAGGCCACUUUUCCAGUUAUAUCUCAUUUCAAAGAAGGCACCAAAAUCUAAGAGGCCAUUAAUAAAAUCAACUAAGUUUGAAAGACUAUCGUUUUACAAUACGUAUACUAUACCGGCGUGGAAAUCUGAACCUAUAUGUAAAGAAAUCGUACACCAUAACAGUUUAAUAUGGCUUCACGUAGGCAACUUCAUGUUCAAAAGCUUAUCACAUACUUUUGUUCACAUAUUCUACGCCUCAUACUCCCCAGAAGAGCAUAUAUUUUCGACUAAAAUGGUACCGUUUUGUGUCGGUCAUAAAUUUCUGGUACUAGUAGCAUCACUUUCAGCUUUAAUGGUCUCAAUGAACUCAUUAUAUUUAACAUUUUAUUAUUUUAUAAAUGGGUUUCUUUAUAAAAACCCAUGGAAUAGAUAUAACUUUGAACAAAACUAUAAUUCGGGGAAUAUUGCUCUUCUAUACUAUGCAUUAUUGUGGGGUGUGACAGCCAUUUUAACUUUUUACGUUUCAAAGAAAUUCUUUUGGAAGGUAUUACACUAUGCUCACUGGUCAAUCAUUUUGACAAAUAUCUUGACAGUUCUAUAUAUAUUAAUAGAACUAUCUGGACUAAGAAGAAAAAGAGAAUAUGUGGCUUCUACAUCUGACAUUAUUACUUAUAAAUAUUGGGUUCUAGGACUACUAUGUCUGUACGCCAUCGGAAUUGCGACGUUAUCUGAAAUAAUAAUAUUGUACAUUUUUUAUCCCCUAGGGAGGCUAAUUGAUGAUUAUACCUUUCAUUACGGAGAACCACCGACAAGAUUGAGAAAAAUAAGCUUGCAAGUUGUACCCUUCUAUUAUAUGAUUAAAUUUUUCGCACUACUGUACUCAUUGUAUGGUAUGCGCAACAGUACCAAAUUUAUAGCAUCUCAAUACUUGUGGUGUUGGUACUUAAUGUUGGUUCCUCUUAUUCUGGGCAUGAUAUACAAUAUUUACAAGCAACACGUCAUACGUAAAGCUAGCAUUAGUCAACUGUUCCGCCCAGAUCCUAAGUGGGGCCCAAAGGACUUUUCCGUGAGACAAUUAAGGAAGCAGUACGAUUCAAGAGUUUAUGUCAAAUCAGAUGUUCCCCGUUCACUGAGUCGCCAUCUAUUGUCUCAAGCGGAACCUAAGGUGUACAAGUUAGAUGUUCGCUACGAUCUGUAUAAGAAACACCACGUAGAACCGUUGGAAGUUCGGUUCAGAGUUGAGAGGGAGAACAAAGAAAAAUAA